This is a messenger RNA of Nannospalax galili (Upper Galilee mountains blind mole rat), 1498 nucleotides long. RefSeq names its product chromosome unknown C10orf53 homolog (gene CUNH10orf53). NCBI's taxonomy places the organism in Eukaryota, Metazoa, Chordata, Mammalia, Rodentia, Spalacidae. The transcript is spliced from 3 exons. The record is from RefSeq and is a predicted model, not a curated record. The coding region runs from base 1 to 282 and encodes 93 amino acids.
AUGCCCAAGAAGGCGGUGGUGAUCUUGCGUUACGGGCCGUACAGCGCGGUGGGCCUGUCGGUGGAGCACCGCACCUACCGUCUGGAGGGCUUGCAAGCUGUGUUGGCCAAAGACGGCCAUCAGGUCAUCCUAGAGAAGAUAGAAGACUGGAACGUGGUGGAACUCGUGGUCAAUGAAGAAACAGUCUUCCGCUGCAACAUCCAAGACUUAGAGUUUGGAGGUGAUGGUAAACUAGAUCCGUUGUGUGAAGAAGCCAGGAUCGCUGUGCUAGAUGCUUUCUGAUCUCAUGGAGCAGAGAAAGGAACACCAGCUGUGCCGCCCAGUCUGUGAUGUCAGCAAAAGAGGAUUGUUAGGUACACAUACAACAGACUUUACCAGUUAGAAAUGGCAAUGCCACCUGUCCUUCAGCAGUCACCACUGGGGUUUCUCAUCUGGCUGCACAAGGGCUCUCAAAAAUAAUAAAACCACAUCACUGGCAUCAUUUCUCAAUCUCAACCCAUAGGGAGAGCCCUCCAAUAUCAGGUGCACAUUGAGCUGAAGGAAAUAAUAAAAUGCAAUCUAAUAACAAAGCAUCAUCCCUUCCUAAUAAAACACAGUUGCCAGAAGCAUUAGCGAUUCCAUUCUGAAGAAAGCCAAGAACUAGGAAUAGGUGAAAUUAAAGAAGGCCUGGGUGGGGGGCGGGGCUGAGGCCUUAGAAAGUCCAGGCCAAGUCUGAGUCAAUGCAGAAUUCAGAAACCUGGCCUGCUGCCACUACAGAUUUCUUUCUUGUUUCCACUGCGAUACAUUUUUUAAAUUGUCAAUAUAAAAUUAGGAGAAAUCAAAUCUUCAGUUGUCCUUACUGUAAACAAGAGAAACAUCUGCCUUCUUUUGCAUUAGCCAGUCCAACAGGAUAGUCUGAAAAACAGAGGAAACAAUCUUGAGUAGAAGCUAGAAGUAGCUCCCCUGGCCCUUUGGUGGAGAACACAGCCUCAUCUUAAAGGGCUUUAGCCACAGGCGGGGUAAAAGAAAAUCAGUCACUCUGAAAUAAUGCUUAUUUUACUUCCAAGUCCUCUGCUAUACUAUAUAUUCUUAACGAUAGAGGAAGGAAAGGAGAGAACCAGACACCAUCAACUAUUGUAAGAAAGCUUCACACCUUUAGAGAAAAGACCCCAAGGAAAUCUGUGGACGGUGCAAAAAGAAAGGAGAUUUCAUAGCCUCUAGGGAGCCCGCACCACCCAGAAAGCAGUGCUGCCCAUCAUUCCAGGCAGCCUCAGGUCCUCCUGCAUCCCCGAACGUCAAAGGCCAGUGGGGGCUCCAUAAAGCCACCUGCACAAGGGGUUUAUUGCAAGUGCUGAAUUAAAACCCUAGCCCAAGCUUCGUUUAUCAGAAUUGAUUCAGAGGUUAGGAAUCACUGAGAACUUCAGAACUAUUUAUCUCCUUACUAAGAAACCCGAGUUGAAUACAUUUUUCUUCCAAUGUCUGGUAUUGGUAUUCACAUUUCUUUAGUCCCUUUUAUCAA